CAUAGUUAUCAGUAAUGGAAAUAAUUGUGUGUAACAGUCUACAGUUAUUUUAUACUGUCAUUACAAAUACUUAAAGUGUUGGAUCUGCUGUAGAACUGCAUUGAAUGUAAUUAAUUCAAAAGAACAGAAAAUGCAAAGAAGCAGCUCCAUCUCUGUAUUGACAGUAUCUUAUAUCUUCUGUCAUUUUGUGUUCAGAUGGCAGCAUAAUUUACAAUAUGAUGUCAACACUCAGCUCACAUAUGAGCCUUUGGUUCCCCCCGUCACAUAACUGACUCCUCCCCACCAACCCGGGAUGCAGCCCCACCUCCCCUCAUACAGCCUCAUACAACCUCCCAGCAUCCCGUCAGGCUGGGCAGACAGAGCUGCCACACACUGAAGAGGCAGAGCUAUCCUGUUUGAGGAGGGACAAGACAGAUCCUGAGAAGACCAUUAAGAAACAGAAGGAAGACAGAGGGCUUCGAGCACCGCACAGGUCAGCUUACUGAGACUCUGCUUCAGGGGUCGUAUGAUGCUUCUGGCUGAUGAAGAGAAAUCUCCAGAGGAAGAAAUGAGUUUCGGAGCAGCAUGCAUUUUCCUACGAGGAGGGAAAAAUAUUUCAAGAGAACUGGCUGAGGAUGAGAUUGACGAGCUGCGUGAUGCCUUCAAUGAGUUUGAUAAAGACAAGGACGGGCUGAUCAGCUGUAAGGACUUGGGGAAUCUGAUGAGGACAAUGGGCUACAUGCCCACUGAGAUGGAGCUGAUCGAGCUGAGCCAGAAUAUCAACAUGAACCUUGGUGGGAGAGUCGACUUUGAGGACUUUGUAGAGCUGAUGGCCCCGAAGCUUCUGGCAGAAACGGCUGGGAUGAUUGGUAUGAAGGAGCUUAAAGACGCCUUUAAAGAGUUCGACAUGGACGGAGACGGAGAGAUCACAACAGAGGAGCUGCGAUUAGCCAUGACUAAGCUGAUGGGAGAGCACAUGAGCCAAAGAGAGAUCGAUACCAUAGUAAAAGAAGCAGAUGACAAUGGAGACGGCACAGUAGGCUUUGAAGAGUUCGUCAGAAUGAUGUCCCAUCAAUGACAGUCGAGGAGACCGUCAGCCAAGAAAACAUCUUUGCACCUCUAUAGACAAGCAUUAACAUUGUCGCUGUCCUUUCUGUGAGGCUCUUUGACAGAUAAACUUGUACAUAUCAAGAAGAACGCGGGAUAAUGUUAAAAUUCAAAGAAAACUGCAAAGAAAAGUCAAGCAAUAUCAAGUCGCUCUCAGAGAAUUUUACAACUAUGCAAAGAUUGACAAUCAUGCACUGAGACUUUUUUAAUGUAAGAUUAUUGAAAAGAACUAUAUUGAUUUGUUUGAUGUUUAUUGACAAUACAGGAGGUCAUUUUGAAUUGUUUAAUUGAACUGGAUUGGGUAUGUGUAUGUAUUGCGAAUGGAACAUAUUUAUUCUGAGUAUUUAUUCUGACAGUACUGGAUCAUUCAUAUCCCUGAAACAAUGUAAUGCACAAUUAGAUAUAAACUUAUCAAAUGUUUAUUAUAUAUAUUAUUAUGUAACAGUUAUGAUACUACUGUGUAUAGAUUAUGUAUGUAUACAGUACUUUGCCUGGGCUUGUUGUAUUGUCUAACUUGUUGGGCUAAAUUGUUAAUUUAUGGACAGAAUCCAACAAGUUAGAUCUCAUUAACAGAUACAAAAUAAA
Messenger RNA from Micropterus salmoides (largemouth bass), 1671 nucleotides. It is a transcript of the gene cabp5a, whose product is annotated as calcium binding protein 5a. Lineage: Eukaryota; Metazoa; Chordata; Actinopteri; Centrarchiformes; Centrarchidae. The transcript is spliced from 7 exons. The record is from RefSeq and is a predicted model, not a curated record. Gene Ontology annotation, molecular function: calcium ion binding. Bases 506 to 1057 code for a protein of 183 amino acids.